Eurytemora carolleeae is the source of this 844-nucleotide messenger RNA. RefSeq names its product 60S ribosomal protein L18a-like. The coding region runs from base 12 to 542 and encodes 176 amino acids. The transcript is spliced from 6 exons. Gene Ontology annotation, cellular component: ribosome; cytosolic large ribosomal subunit. The record is from RefSeq and is a predicted model, not a curated record. NCBI's taxonomy places the organism in Eukaryota, Metazoa, Arthropoda, Copepoda, Calanoida, Temoridae. Gene Ontology annotation, molecular function: structural constituent of ribosome. Gene Ontology annotation, biological process: translation.
UUUGCAGAAGAAUGAAGGCUAAAGGUACCUUGAAGGAGUAUACUGUUAUUGGGAGAAAACUCCCAACAGAAGCGGAGCCGGUCACUCCCCUCUACAGGAUGCGUAUCUUCGCUACCGACCCUGUUGUUGCAAGAUCUCGGUUCUGGUAUUUCCUCCGUCAGCUCAGGAAGUUCAAGAAGACCACCGGGGAGAUCGUCAGCGUAGAGGAGAUCAGGGAGAAGAAUCCUCUCAAGAUCAAGAAUUUUGGAAUCUGGCUGCGAUAUGAUUCCAGAUCUGGGACCCACAACAUGUACAGGGAGUACAGGGACCUCACCGUCAACGGGGCCAUCACUCAGUGUUAUCGUGACAUGGGCGCCAGGCAUAGAGCCAGGGCUCACGCUAUCCAGAUUAUUAGGUGUGAACCUGUUGCCGCUGGUAAAUGUCGUCGUCCUCUGGUUACACAGACACACGACUCUAAGAUCAAGUUCCCUCUUCCCCGCAGGGUUCAGAAGCAAGGAGGAGCUAUGGUACAGGCAAACCGACCAUCCACGUACUUCCAGUAGAUUCAUAUACCUGGAGCAAAUCAUUUAACUUGGACUAACAUCUUGGAGCAAAAUCCACCAACAUCUUGGAGCAAAAUCCACCAACAUCUUGGAGCAAAAUCUACCAACAUCUUGGAGAAAAAUCCACCAACACCUUGGAGCAAAAUCAACCAACAUCUUGGAGAAAAAGCAACCUUCAUCUUUGAGCAUAAACCGCCAACCAUUUCUUGUUUUGUUCACUAGAGCAAGUUUUAUUGUUAUUUCUAAGUAUAUGAUGAAUGUUCUUUGUACGCCCUGUACCCUUCAAGUUUUCCUUUUACAGA